This is a messenger RNA of Lodderomyces oxycetoniae, 2202 nucleotides long. RefSeq names its product lanosterol synthase (gene ERG7). Gene Ontology annotation, cellular component: lipid droplet. The transcript has a single exon. The record is from RefSeq and is a predicted model, not a curated record. Gene Ontology annotation, biological process: triterpenoid biosynthetic process; ergosterol biosynthetic process. The coding region runs from base 1 to 2202 and encodes 733 amino acids. NCBI's taxonomy places the organism in Eukaryota, Fungi, Ascomycota, Pichiomycetes, Serinales, Debaryomycetaceae. Gene Ontology annotation, molecular function: lanosterol synthase activity.
AUGUACUAUUCCGAGGAGAUUGGGCUUCCAAAGACAGAUAGUUGUCGCUGGAGAUUGAGAACAGACUAUGUUGGUAGAGAAACAUGGCAUUACCUAAGUGUUAAAGAAGCUGCUGCUGGCGGUAUUGAAGAGCCACAAUCAAAUUACGUAAAGUGGCUACUAGGGUCCCCGGAUUUCCCAACACCACAAGAAGAAGAAAUCGAGACGCCAGGUCGAGCAGCUGAGAAGGGAGCCGAGUUUUUCAAAUUACUACAAUUGGAAAAUGGCAUUUUCCCCUGCCAAUAUAAAGGUCCAAUGUUUAUGAAUAUUGGGUAUAUAGCUGCAAACUAUUUUUGCAAAAACCCAAUUCCGGAUCCUUUCAAGUUGGAAAUGAUAAGAUAUAUAGUAAAUACUGCACACCCUGUGGAUGGUGGCUGGGGAUUGCAUUCUGUCGACAAAUCAACGUGUUUCGGUACAACUAUGAAUUAUAUUUGUUUGAGGUUAUUGGGGCUCCCGGCAGAUCACCCAGUCAUCAUAAAAGCAAGAAGAACUUUGCAUGGUCUAGGUGGGGCCAUCAGAAACCCUCACUGGGGGAAAGCAUGGCUAGCAAUUUUAAACUUGUACGAUUGGCAAGGGGUUAACCCUGCACCUCCAGAAUUAUGGACAUUACCUUAUCGAUUGCCAAUACACCCAGGAAGAUGGUGGGUUCAUACAAGAGCAAUAUAUUUACCAUUGGGUUAUCUACUGGCAAAUAAAGUAAAGUGUGAUUUGGACCCCUUGUUGGAGGAAUUGAGAAACGAAAUUUAUUUACCUUCCCAGUUACCAUAUGAAUCAAUAAAGUUUGGCAACAAUAGAAACAAUGUUUGUGGUGUUGAUUUGUAUUAUCCACACACCAAAAUCCUUGAUGCUGCCAACUUUGUAUUGAGCAAAUGGGAAAAUUGGAGACCCGAUUGGUUCUUGAAAUGGAUCAAUUCUAAAACAUAUGCGUUGAUCGAAAAGGAGUACCAGAAUACUGAUUACUUGUGCAUUGCUCCUGUUAGCUAUGCUAUGAAUAUGGUUGUUACUUAUUACCAUGAAGGUGCAAAAUCCAGAAACUUUGCCGGGUUGCAAAGAAGAAUGAAUGACAUUGUGUUCCACGGACCCCAAGGAAUGACCGUUAUGGGAACUAAUGGUGUCCAAGUUUGGGAUGCUGCCUUCAUGGUUCAAUAUUUUUAUAUGACUGGUUUGGUUGAAAAGCCUCAGUUUCAGGAUAUGAUUCGAAAGGCAUACUUAUUCCUAGUAAGGUCCCAAUUUACUGAAGAUUGUGUUGAAGGGAGCUUUAGAGAUAAAAGAAAAGGCGCAUGGCCAUUUAGUACUAAAGACCAAGGCUAUACCGUGAGCGAUUGCACUGCCGAGGCAAUGAAAGCAAUAAUAAUGGUUCGCAAUGACCAAGAGAGAUUUGGCGAUAUCAAAGACGAGAUCAAAGAUGAAAACUUGUAUGGCGCAGUAGAAGUCUUGCUUAAGAUACAGAAUGUUGGAGACUGGGAGUACGGUUCUUUUUCUACAUACGAAGGGAUAAGGUCAACUUUACUACUUGAAAAGCUAAACCCAGCAGAAGUGUUCAACAAUAUAAUGGUUGAGUAUCCAUAUGUCGAGUGUACAGACUCGUCCGUAUUGGGUCUCACUUAUUUUCAUAAAUACUACCCCAAUUACAAACCGGAAGUGAUUCACAAAGCAAUAUCUAUUGCAAUUGAUUCUAUUAUUGAUGCACAAGAUAAAGUUGAUGGAUCCUGGUACGGUUGUUGGGGUAUUUGCUAUACAUACGCAUCGAUGUUUGCCUUGGAAGCCUUGAAUAGCGUUGGUCUCGAUUAUUCAAACUCGGUGUCCGUUAAGCGGGGAUGUGAUUUCCUUAUUUCAAAACAAUUGAAAGAUGGCGGGUGGUCAGAAUCAAUGAGAGCAUGUGAAACGCAUAGUUAUGUAAAUGGUGAAAAGUCACUUGUUGUGCAGACGGCAUGGGCAUUGAUUGGUUUGAUAUUGGCUGAUUAUCCUGAUGAGGAGCCAAUACGUAUGGGUAUUAAAUUUUUAAUGGAAAGACAAUUGCCUACAGGAGAGUGGAAAUUCGAAGACGUCGAAGGUGUAUUUAACCAUAGCUGUGCAAUUGAGUACCCUUCAUAUAGGUUUUUGUUCCCAAUUAAAGCUUUAGGAUUAUAUGCAAAGAAGUAUGCUAACGAGAAGUUAAUUUAA